Neoarius graeffei (lesser salmon catfish) is the source of this 1404-nucleotide messenger RNA. It is a transcript of the gene khdrbs2, whose product is annotated as KH domain containing, RNA binding, signal transduction associated 2. The record is from RefSeq and is a predicted model, not a curated record. NCBI's taxonomy places the organism in Eukaryota, Metazoa, Chordata, Actinopteri, Siluriformes, Ariidae. The transcript is spliced from 9 exons. Gene Ontology annotation, molecular function: mRNA binding; poly(A) binding. Gene Ontology annotation, biological process: regulation of alternative mRNA splicing, via spliceosome. The coding region runs from base 127 to 1176 and encodes 349 amino acids. Gene Ontology annotation, cellular component: nucleus.
AUCGCGCGCGCAUAUCGUCUGCCAGCUGUUGUCACUUUUUCUAAGCAACCUUAAAAACACUAUCAUUCCUCAGCACUUGUGUGUCGUCUUACCUGCACUUUGCAGUGUCCGGGACUGAGGUGAAUAAUGGACCAGGACAAGUACCUGCCCGAGCUGCUGGCCGAGAAAGAAAGCUUGGAUCCGUCGUUCGUGCACGCGAUGCGCCUUCUGGCCGAAGAAAUCGAAAAGUACGAAGGAGACGAGCUUAGGAAAGACGGCGAGGUGAAGAAAUACCUGGAUGUCAUCAGUAACAAAAACAUCAAGCUGUCAGAGAGAGUGCUUAUUCCUGUGCAGCAGUAUCCAAAGUUUAAUUUUGUUGGGAAACUGCUGGGGCCUCGGGGCAAUUCCAUGAAAAGAUUACAAGAGGAAACCGGAGCGAAGAUGUCCAUCCUUGGCAAGGGCUCAAUGAGAGAUAAAGACAAGGAAGAAGAGCUGAGGAAAAGUGGGGAGGCUAAAUAUGCCCAUUUGAACAACGAUCUCCAUGUUUUAAUUGAAGUCUUCGCACCACCUGGAGAGGCGUAUUCCCGCAUGAGCCAUGCCUUGGAGGAAAUUAAAAAAUUCCUGGUUCCUGAUUACAAUGAUGAGAUCAGGCAAGAGCAGCUGCGUGAGCUGUCCUACCUAAAUGGAUCUGAUGACCCAAGCAGAGGAAGGAGUGUCCGAGGACGUGGCAUACGACUCACCUCCACAGCUGCCACACGGGGUCGAGGCGGAGCAGUGCCACCUCCUCCACCUGGCCGAGGAGCUGUAGUGCCCAGGGGAACUGUGGGUACACGUACGUCCCUGUCCACCAGCAUGCUCACUAGAGGCGUCUCAGCACCACGGGCCAGAGGAACAGCAGGGACUCCUGGAUACAGAGCACCUCUGCUGCAGGCUACACAUAAAACCUACGAUGACUAUGGGUAUGAUGAUGGAUAUGAUGGGGAAUAUGACGAACAGGGUUAUGAGACCUAUGACGAUGGCUACAGCAACCAGUCCAAAAGUGGUUCAGAAUAUUACGAAUAUGGCCAUGGAACCAAUGACGAUACCUACAACAAUUACGCAGAAGAGGAGUGGACUCAUCCGCGGCCGAGCCUCAAAGCUCCAACUGCAAGACUUUCACGAGGGGGCUACAGAGAUCACCCCUAUGGUAGAUACUAAAGGUGCUCCACUUCAGUGAUCUCCCCUGCCUGGCAUCCUUACGUAAUAAUCUAAAAAAUAAUAAUUAAAAAAAGCCCACAAAAAUCAAGUGUUUGAUAAAAAUCAAGCCGAUCCCUUAACCAAGGAGCGAGAAACUGCAUACAGCAUAUGGUUUUGAUAACAUGAUGUACCCAUACAUCGAAGAAACACAAAAGGAUCUUGCAUUAAACAAAAAGACUUCCAUUUGAA